AUGUCAUUUGCGGUUUUCAGCUGUUGCAGUAACACGCUAAACAAUUAACGGGUUUAAACUUAUUCCUAAGAAUAAUAAAAAUAAUAACAACAACAACUAAAGAUAAACAAAGUUUUAACAAUUCUUGUCACGUACCUGUAGAUGUUGACAAGCAAUGAAGGGUGAAAUAUCAAAUUUAACCCGGGGAUGUGAAUUCUAAGCUCUGCCAAACCCCAUGUCUCUAAAAUCCAACAAAGUGCGUUUCAUCAAUUCAAAUACUUGAUAUUUGAAUUUAAAUUUUAAAAAUGCCUUGCUUCUGGAACUGUUUGGUGGUAUUUUGUGUGGCAACUUCCCUGACCACCCAUGUUCAAGCCAUGGCAAUUUUAAAUUCUACCACCGAAGGUAUUGAUUCAAUGGGCACAGAAGUAACGACUAAGCCCACCACCUCCGGCAAAGAUAUUAUUUUGGGUUCCUGUAUAUGGGCAAUUGGUCGCACAUGUCCCGACAAAGAUGUGGCAUUUCAUCUUUAUACUCGACAAAAUCCGGAGGAAUCACAAUUAAUUUAUAUCGACAGCAGUUUUCCGAACUCUAAUCUCUCAGAUUCUAAUUUUAAUUCCCGUGAUCCGAGUAAAAUUAUAAUACAUGGCUAUAAUGCCAAUAUGAACCUUCAUGCAUUGGCCAAAAUGAAAAAUGAAUACCUUGCCAAAGGCGAUUACAAUGUUUUCUACGUUGACUGGAGUACCUUGGCAAAGGGUCCAUGCUACGUUAAUGCCGUUUACAAUAUUCAACAUAUCGGAACCUGUGUGGCUCAGUUGGUGGAACGUAUUCGUGACAUGCAAAGUUCGGACAUACAUGUCAUAGGUUUUUCAUUGGGGGCUCAUAUAGCAAAUUAUAUAGCCAAAAAUGUACAAAACUUUACACUACCCAGGAUAACGGGUCUUGAUCCUGCGCUACCUCUAUUUGUUACCUCACCGAAUGAUGAGAAGCUGGAUAAAACGGAUGCUGCCUUUGUCGAUGUUAUUCACACCAAUGCCCUGGUUCAGGGGAAAUUUGAAAGAUGUGGUCAUGCUGAUUUCUACAUGAAUGGGGGUAUCUUUCAACCCAAUUGUUUUCGCGAUAAUCCAUUAAAUCCCUUUCCAUGUUUCCAUCAUCGUGCCUUGGACUAUUAUUUGGAAUCGAUACGCACAGAAAAAGGAUUUUGGGGAUGGCCCUGCAGUUCCUAUUUCGCUUAUGUUCUGGGAGAAUGUCCGCGCACAAAUUAUCUGGCAGAGGUAGGGGAAAAUAUGUCAAACACAACUAAGGGCAUGUUUUUUGUGGAGACAAAUGGCGAUUCGCCAUAUGCCAUGGGCAAAUGGACUGAAUCCAUAAAGCCUAACAAUAACAGCGUAGAUAUGAAUCUUAAUUAUGAAUCGAUAAUUGAAGCUACAGAUGAUAUGGAGACAUCCAGUAGCAGAGUUGAACGUCUGCUGAUUUCAACCAAUCAAUGGGAGAAAUUAAAUUAUCAUUUCAAUGAUCCCUACUCUGGAACCAAAGGGAACCGGGAGUAUAGAUUAGAAUUACAUGGAGUUGAGGGGAAUCAAGAGAGAGCUACUAUCGCAUCAAGCAGCGAUGAUGAUGUUUUAUUCACAACCGAAAAUCCCUUUUCGAAAUCAUUUUGGAAUGAACUAAGCAAGGGUCGAAAAGAUGUAUUAUAAUAAUAUAAUUAAAAUUAAUUUUAAUAUUAUUAAUAUUAUAUAGUUAUUAAGAGUAAAAGGUGUAUUAAUAAUAACAAAUGUUCCGAUUUGUUCGUUUUUACUCGCAAGUGAAACUUGCCGCUAUCGGGAAUGCUCGAAGAGUAUGAUGUUUACACAAGGUUUGCUCUGCUCUCGCAUCGCAUGUUACUCCGGUUUCGGAUUAGAGUAAAUUGAAUGGAAAAUAUUUAUUUUUUAUACCCUACACCACAAUUGUAUUUGUUACCCACAGCCGUAAUAUGCACUCCGUAACAACGAUAUUCAGGGAAAUAUAUCAAAUACAGCUCAGAAAUAUCUUUGCCAAAUUUUAUUGAGAUCGGUUCAGAUUUGAAUAUAGUUUUAUCCGAUUUCAAAUUAAUUUCGCACCAAAUGGGCAAUACAAGUCCGAAUUUAAAAGACACAAAUGCUUCGGCAUAUUUAAUCCUUUGAAUUUUAAAUUAUAAUUAUAAUCAUAGUGUGUAUUAUUGAAUUCUCCCAUAAAAACUUUUAAUUAUUAAGUGGAGCUCAACUAAAUUAGCAAAGUGGUGUAGGGUAUCAUAAAAUCGGCCCCGCCCGACUUUAGGACUUUCUUUACUGGUUUUAUGUUGCUUUCUCUCGAAAACAAGUAAAGAAUACUAAUUUUUAUUCGAGUGGCUUAGAACACUAUAGUAUACUCGAUUUCUUUUUUAGUCACUAAAGUAAUGCCGCUCGAAUUCGAGUAUGUUUCACUCUUUUCUCAAAAUAGAGCUAUGUAGUUACCAUUAAACAUAUAAAGCAUCAAAUUUUAUA
Messenger RNA from Musca domestica (house fly), 2477 nucleotides. Its product is annotated as pancreatic lipase-related protein 2. The record is from RefSeq and is a predicted model, not a curated record. Gene Ontology annotation, molecular function: lipase activity. The coding region runs from base 285 to 1673 and encodes 462 amino acids. Gene Ontology annotation, biological process: lipid metabolic process. NCBI's taxonomy places the organism in Eukaryota, Metazoa, Arthropoda, Insecta, Diptera, Muscidae. The transcript has 6 exons.